Messenger RNA from Drosophila bipectinata, 1696 nucleotides. It is a transcript of the gene Cyp6d2, whose product is annotated as Cytochrome P450 6d2. Lineage: Eukaryota; Metazoa; Arthropoda; Insecta; Diptera; Drosophilidae. The record is from RefSeq and is a predicted model, not a curated record. Gene Ontology annotation, molecular function: monooxygenase activity; heme binding; iron ion binding.
ACACAUUCGGCGUUUUCAGUCUCCAGCGUAGGGUCUAUUGCAUCGCAAAAAUUUCACCAGGAACAGUAAUAUAUAUUUUACAGAAACGAAAAAGUUAAAAUGUGGAUUAUUCCUUUGCUGCUCCUGUGCCUGGUAUUGCUGUACAAGUAUGUGCGACAUCACUACACAUCCUGGAAGAGAUUGGGCGUGGACGAGGAGCCGGCCCAGAUUCCUUUUGGCAUUAUGACCUCGGUAAUGAAGCAGGAGAAGAGCUUGGGCGUGGUCUUGAAAGAUAUAUACGACCGGCACAUGGAAAAGAUUGUGGGCAUCUACAUGAUGAACAAACGGAGCAUCCUAAUCCGGGAUGCUGUCUUGGCGCGUCAAAUCAUGACCACCGAUUUUUCCAGCUUUCACGAUCGCGGAGUUUAUGUGGACGAGGAGAAGGACCCGUUGUCCUGUAACCUAUUCAAUUUGAGGGGAGCUUCUUGGCGGAAUCUUCGCCAGAAGCUGACACCUUCAUUCUCUUCCGGAAAAAUCAAGGGAAUGUUUGGAACCAUAGACGAUGUGGGCGACAAGCUGGUGCAACAUUUAGAGGGUGCCCUUGAGCAAAACGAUGAGGUGGAGAUCAAGGAGGUGAUGACCACCUAUGCAGUGGACAUAAUUGGUUCAGUUAUUUUUGGUCUGGAGAUCGACAGUUUCAAGAAUCCACAAAAUGAAUUUCGGGAGAUUAGCAGUUCGACUUCUAAGGACAAAUCGCUUUUACUGAAGAUCCAUAACAUGUCCAUGUUCAUCUGUCCGCCAAUUGCAAAGCUAAUGAAUCGCCUGGGCUAUGAGAGCCGUAUCCUUACGCUAUUAAGGGACAUGAUGAAGCGGACGAUCGAGUUCCGGGAGAAGAACAAUGUGGUUCGCAAGGACCUGCUGCAGUUGCUUAUCCGUUUGCGAAAUACGGGAAAAAUUGGCGAGGAUGACGACGAGGUCUGGGAUGUGGAAUCCGCUCAAGAUCAGCUAAAAUCGAUGUCUAUCGAGAAGAUUGCCGCCCAGGCGUUUCUUUUCUAUGUUGCCGGCUCGGAAUCUACAGCAGCUGCAUCUGCCUUUACCCUCUACGAACUAUCCAUGUAUCCGGAAUUACUAAAAGAAGCCCGGGAAGAGGUGGAUGGAGUCCUUAAAAAGCACAACCUGAAACCAAAGGAUAAGUUCACCUAUGAAGCUAUUCAGGACAUGAAGUUUUUGGAGCUCUGCAUAAUGGAAACUAUUCGUAAAUAUCCGGGCUUACCCUUCUUAAAUCGCGAGUGUACUGAGGAUUAUUCGGUUCCUGGUACGAAUCAUGUUAUAACCAAGGGCACACCCAUAUUGAUCUCUCUGUUUGGUAUAAAUCGUGAUCCGAUUUACUUUCCCAAUCCCAACGAUUACGAUCCUCAUCGGUUUGAUACUGAUAUUAUGAACUACAAUCAAGCGGCCUAUAUGCCAUUUGGAGAAGGUCCUAGGCACUGCAUUGCCCUUCGCAUGGGCAAGAUCAACUCCAAAGUGGCAGUAGCCAAGGUUCUGGCCAACUUCAAUGUGAUACAGUCUCCCAGAAAGGAAGUCGAGUUUGCUUUCGAUGCUGCUCCGGUUCUGGUUACCAAAGAGGGCUUAAAACUUCGCUUAACCAAGAGAAAUUAAUGAAAAUAUAUUUUGAAUAACUAUAAUCAUAUAUUCACCCAUUUAUUGGCCAAUAAAC